Molecule: messenger RNA, 1024 nt
Organism: Ochotona curzoniae (black-lipped pika)
Lineage: Eukaryota; Metazoa; Chordata; Mammalia; Lagomorpha; Ochotonidae
Gene: TDRP
Product: testis development related protein
Exons: 3
Coding region: 1-555 (184 amino acids)
Biological process (GO): spermatogenesis
Cellular component (GO): cytosol; nucleus
Source: RefSeq, a predicted model, not a curated record
AUGUGGAAGCUGAGCCGGGGCCGGGUGCUUCUUGACGAAACCCCGGAGGAGGAGGACGGCCUGCCCGAGGGGCCGCCGCCUGCGAUGGCCGCCGCUGCAGCGCAGGUGCAGGGAGCAAGUUUCCGAGGGUGGAAGGACAUGGCUUCACUAUUUAACAAAGACGAUGAACAGCAUCUGCUCGAAAGCCAUAAACCCCCCAAGUCCAAAGGAGCAAACACACGACUGAGAGAGGAGCUCAAGGCUGAGAAGAAGCCUGGAUUUUGGGACAAUUUGGUCUUGAAGCAGAACACACAGCCCAGGAAACCGGAUGAGAUGGAAGGCUGGGAACCUCCCAGACUGGCUGAGGGAGAUGCAGCUGUCGACUCAGGGGACAUGGCGGGCAGCUGCCUGCCUUGGCCAGAGUGGGAGGAUGCCCCCCAGGGCUCCUCUAAGUACACCAGCCUGGCCAGUUCAACAGGCAGCUCCCGAUGGAGCCUCCGGGCUGCAGGCAAGCUGGUCAAUAUCCGCCGGCAGAGCAGAGGGCACCUGCGGGAUGGCUGGCAGGAGGCCGAGUGAGAGGGAGCCAACACCAGCCUCAUGCCUGACCUCAUGUCUCAGGGGACUCUGGACCCCCACACUGUGCUCCCAGCACCUGGUGGGGCCUCUGAGGAUGAGGCCCACCUGCCCUGUCGGUGCCGGUCACCUCCACCGUGUCCAGCCGUCCGUCCCUCCUACCUCCUGCAGCUCCUGCAUGUGACAUGUGUCCAUCUGACACAGGAAUGUAGCAGCUAUGCAGUUGCCAGAAAAUCACAGUCUAGGACAAGAAAUGAAUCCUUAGAACUUUUUUCUUCCUAAAUUAAAAAUAUGUGAGCAAUUCCUGGGAAAGUGAAGCUUACAUUUGCACACAAAGCACGGCUUGGAGAGUGCUUGUCCUGUGCUGGGGACAGUGGCUCUCCUGGGAGCUUUAUUUUUAUUUCUGAACUUGCAAAUAUUCAUCUUUAUUUUCUUUGAAAAAUUUUCUCUUCUGUUUAUAGAUUAAAGCAGU